This is a messenger RNA of Phyllostomus hastatus (greater spear-nosed bat), 2665 nucleotides long. It is a transcript of the gene ZNF639, whose product is annotated as zinc finger protein 639. Gene Ontology annotation, biological process: regulation of transcription by RNA polymerase II. Gene Ontology annotation, cellular component: nucleus. The record is from RefSeq and is a predicted model, not a curated record. The transcript has 6 exons. Bases 328 to 1785 code for a protein of 485 amino acids. Gene Ontology annotation, molecular function: RNA polymerase II transcription regulatory region sequence-specific DNA binding; DNA-binding transcription factor activity, RNA polymerase II-specific. Lineage: Eukaryota; Metazoa; Chordata; Mammalia; Chiroptera; Phyllostomidae.
GUGGCCACUGAGCCUGGGCCUGGGGCCUGGCUGGCCGGGUGUACAGCGCGCGGGAGGGGCAGGGGCCGGCCGGUCACCGCGCCCAGCAGAGCGCGGGGAGGGAGAGGGCCAGAGCGCCACUGCUCGCCUCCGUGUGCCUGCGGGCGGUCCCGCGUGGCCCCUCGGCCCGCACUCGGCGCCUCCGCCGCCGCUGCUGCCUCCGAGAGGCUGCGCGUGGGCUGGCGCGGCGGGCCCCAGGAUACUGGAAUUUUUUACCGUCUGUGAAAUCUUCCUUGUAAUUCAUUUUUCGUCACUUCCAUAUUAAGAGUUAUACAAAACUGAAAAGAUAUGAAUGAAUAUCCUAAAAAAAGAAAAAGGAAAACUUUACACCCUUCUCGUUACUCAGAUUCCUCUGGAAUAAGCAGAAUUGCAGAUGGAUUCAAUGGAAUUUUUUCUGAUCAUUGUUACAGUGUCUGUUCUAUGAGACAACCGGACUUAAAAUAUUUUGACAACAAAGAUGAUGAUUCUGACACAGAGACAUCAAAUGACUUGCCAAAAUUUACAGAUGGAGUCAAGGCCAGAAACAGAAAUCAGAACUAUCUGGUUCCCAGUCCCGUACUUAGAAUUCUAGACCACACUGCCUUCUCUACAGAUAAAUCUGCUGAUGUUGAAAUUUGUGAUGAGGAGUGUGACUCACCUGAAUCAGUCAACCAACAAACUCAAGAGGAGAGCCCUAUAGAAGUCCACACUGCUGAAGAUGUUCCAAUUGCUGCGGAAGUGCAUGCAAUUUCUGAAGAUUAUGAUAUUGAGACAGAAAACAAUUCCUCUGAGAGUCUCCAGGACCAAACUGAUGAAGAGCCACCAGCUAAACUUUGCAAAAUACUUGAUAAGAGCCAAGCUCUGAAUGUGACUGCCCAGCAGAAAUGGCCUUUACUGAGAGCUAAUAGCAGUGGCCUCUAUAAAUGUGAACUUUGCGAGUUCAACAGCAAAUAUUUUUCUGACUUAAAGCAGCAUAUGAUUCUGAAGCAUAAGCGUACCGAUUCAAAUGUGUGUCGAGUAUGUAAGGAAAGUUUCUCUACCAACAUGCUCCUGAUUGAACAUGCCAAACUGCAUGAAGAGGAUCCCUACAUCUGUAAAUACUGUGAUUACAAGACAGUAAUUUUUGAGAACCUCAGCCAGCACAUUGCAGACACCCAUUUUAGUGAUCACCUUUAUUGGUGCGAGCAGUGUGAUGUACAGUUCUCCUCAAGCAGUGAACUCUACCUGCAUUUCCAGGAGCACAGCUGUGACGAACAGUACUUGUGUCAGUUCUGUGAACAUGAAACAAAUGAUCCAGAAGACUUGCAUAGCCACGUGGUGAAUGAACAUGCAUGUAAAUUAAUAGAGUUAAGUGACAAGUAUAACAAUGGAGAGCAUGGACAGUACAGCCUCUUAAGCAAAAUUACCUUUGACAAAUGUAAAAACUUCUUUGUCUGUCAAGUGUGUGGUUUUCGGAGUAGACUUCAUACAAAUGUUAAUAGGCAUGUUGCUAUUGAACAUACUAAAAUUUUUCCUCAUGUUUGUGAUGACUGUGGCAAAGGCUUCUCAAGUAUGCUAGAAUAUUGCAAACAUUUAAAUUCACAUUUAUCUGAAGGGAUUUAUUUAUGUCAAUACUGUGAAUAUUCAACAGGACAAAUUGAAGAUCUUAAAAUUCAUCUAGACUUCAAGCAUUCAGCUGACUUGCCUCAUAAAUGUAGUGACUGCUUGAUGAGGUUUGGAAAUGAAAGGGAAUUAUUAAGUCACAUUCCAGUCCACGAGACAACUUGAUUAUUCUUAACUUCCACAGUGUUAAUGUAAAAGAAUAAAUGCAGCUUUUUUGGAGACGUUAAGAUGGAUGAUUUUAAACACAGUAUGAGAAUUGUCUUUAAUAAGUUAGAUUUUUAAUUGUCCAGUUUUCUUGGCAUUGUUACAUUUUUCAGUAUAUUAUUGUAUCCAAAAUAUGAUACUUUCAGUGCAUGGUAGUUCAUAGUUUUAACCGCUCUUGGUGUCUAUCAUUUUGUGCAUGUGCUCUGAUUUCAUGAAUGAAUAAGAAACAAAUGUACUGAAAAUACUAGACUAGUUUCCCUUCCAUAACCAUAGGUGCUAUUAACUUUUUAAAACUCAAGACAAGCUUAGUUUUUCAUGUAUGAAGUCAUUAAAGUACUGAAGUACCAAAACUAAAAUGAAACAUAAUAUAUAGUUAAAUCCACUGAUAUACCCAUUAAUAAGAACCCAGACCCUUCUUUUGCAUUCUCCAUCAGUAAUUAUCCCCAAGGCUCUCCAUCUGAGUGAUUUGAUAACUCCAGAAGGCCAAUGCCAUAGUAGGAAGAAAAGAUCCAAUUUUCUCGGCAGUUUUUUUUAAUUCUCACUUUUUUUUAGCCCUUAUGUAUGUGUUAAAUAAUUUAAGGUGAGUAUGAAGGGGAACCGGUAAGGGAUUAGACAUAGAGAAGUAACAUUUCAUAACUCCUAACCUGUUCACAUUUCAUUUUCAGUUACGCAGCUGCAAAGUCAUGCAUGUCCAAACUUCUGAUGUCAAAUUAUUUAUUGACUGAGCCCUGGCUGGUGUGGCUCAGUGGGUUGAGCACUGGCCUGUGAACUGAAAGGUUGCAGGUUUGAUUCCCAGUCAGGCCACAUGCCUGGGUGGGCCACAUCCACAGUUGGGGGUAUG